UACGUCGUUUCCCGUGUGGAGAUUUGGAUAAGGAUAUAGGGCACCAUGUCCCAUCUUUGCAGAAUGGAAGGGGCAAUGAGGUUCUAUAAAGUGUCGCGACGCUGCGCAACUUAAUUAACUGUGGUUGUGUUGUCGUCUUUGCCUCUGAACCCCCCUGCCGUCUCCGUGAGAGAUUCAAGUUAAUAGGCCUCGAUUCAACAUGUCUCGAACCAUUGGUUUCCUUGCGGUCGCCGGUCUCUUGCGUACCGCCGCCGCCGGUCUCUACGCAGGAUUGAGCACCGCGAACCACACUUGCACACUUGCCGAGCCCGUUUUGUCCUGCUCUUGCGGUGCGAACCCCGACAAAGUCGACACCUGCUGUGUCGAGACCUACGGUGGCCUAGUGCUGGCGACCCAAUUCUGGAACACCCACACUGGCCUCGAGUCCGAGGGCCAGAAGUUGCCCCAAGAUGCGUGGGGCAUCCACGGCUUGUGGCCCGAUUUCUGCAACGGCUCUUACACCCAAUACUGCGAUCUCAGCCGCCAGUAUGACCCGAUCCCCUCCCCCAACACCACGACCGGGAAGCCGGACGGUACUCCGGUCCCGGCGUGGACCGGCUCGUCUCUCGACGCUUUCGUCAAGCCGUUUGAGAGGUUCGACUUGUUGGAAUACAUGAACAAGUUCUGGAUCGCUCAGUACACCCCCAACUGGGUCCUCUGGGCCCACGAGUUCUCCAAGCACGCCACAUGCUUCAGCACCUUCGAUGUCGAGUGCUACGGACCCAAGUACCAAGAUCACGAGGAAAUCGUCGACUUCCUCGAGACCGCUGUCCACUACUACAAGGAGACCCCGACCUGGAAGUGGCUCGCCGAUAAGGCCAUCACGCCCUCCAAUGCGACCGCCUAUUCCCUCGCCGACCUCCAGACGGCCCUCAAGGAGGGCCACGGAGCGGUCCCGUACAUCGGCUGCUCCGGCCCCCGCUACAACGCCACCGAAGCCGGUAAAGGCUCCCUCGACAACGGGUACACCCAGCUCAGCGAGGCCUGGUACUACUUCCACGUCUACGGCAAACCCCAGCGUGGCGACAGCGUCCCUGUCGCGGCCGAUAUCAAUGGUGGCCGCGUGUCGAACUGCGCAACGACGGACGGUGCUGUCUGGUAUUACGAGCGCGCCGAGGGAUCGGUGCAGUAGAUAAAAUGCUCCGACUUUGAAGUGGCGUGCCGCACUGGGCGCCCAGUCCGUCCACAAUAGAACUUUGCACAAACCGUCUGGUUCACGUCGCCGACGUCAUGUAUAUUCAUCACGAGACUUUUGGGACCCCCCCCGGCUCAAUUAAGUGUCAAAGAACCAAUCUGACCGAUGUGAUGUACCAACAUAAUCUUUUGAC
Molecule: messenger RNA, 1367 nt
Organism: Colletotrichum destructivum
Lineage: Eukaryota; Fungi; Ascomycota; Sordariomycetes; Glomerellales; Glomerellaceae
Product: Putative ribonuclease T2
Exons: 4
Coding region: 200-1171 (323 amino acids)
Biological process (GO): RNA catabolic process
Cellular component (GO): extracellular region
Molecular function (GO): ribonuclease T2 activity; RNA binding
Source: RefSeq, a predicted model, not a curated record